ACGUCAUCGUCGCCCGACCGCUUUCCGGGAGACUGGAGUCGAAGUUCGUGAGGUAUUUUUCAAGCUAAAUACCAUAGGAGUUAACUGUUUCUUGAAGGGUUGAAAGAAAUUACCUAUAAAAUCUUCUAGGACUAGAGCCACUUUGGAGGUCAGCCAUAAUGGCAGGUGAAGAAAUUAAUGAAGACUAUCCAGUAGAAAUUCAUGAGUAUUUGUCAGCGUUUGAGAAUUCCAUUGGUGCUGUGGAUGAGAUGCUGAAAACCAUGAUGUCUGUUUCUAGAAAUGAGUUGUUGCAGAAGUUGGACCCACUUGAACAAGCAAAAGUGGAUUUGGUUUCUGCAUACACAUUAAAUUCAAUGUUUUGGGUUUAUUUGGCAACUCAAGGAGUUAAUCCUAAGGAACAUCCAGUAAAGCAGGAAUUGGAAAGAAUCAGAGUAUAUAUGAACAGAGUCAAGGAAAUAACAGACAAGAAAAAGGCUGGCAAGCUGGAUAGAGGUGCAGCUUCAAGAUUUGUAAAAAAUGCUCUCUGGGAACCAAAACCGAAAAAUGCAUCAAAAGUUGCCAAUAAAGGAAAAAGUAAAAGUUAACUUUUUGAUUUUGAUGUAUAUAUAUUCAAAAAGUACAUCAUUUUUUUCCACAAAAUAAUUCUGUGGCAGUGCAAAGUUUAAAUGUGUUUCUUAUUGAAUUAAUAUAUAUAUUUACAGUAAGUUUGUAAAGCUGAAUACUUUCCUUUCCAAAGAUUGUUAUUUUUCUUGAUUUGCAUUAUGAGGAUUUAAACAUUGUGAUAUAUUUUAUAUUUAUAAUUUACCAUCUCUUUUGAUGAAACUCUUAUUUCUUUCUAUAGGUCAAUCUUGCAAGAAUCAUUUUAUAAGCAACUGUGAAAUUUAAGUAAAAUGUUCUUUGUAAACAUUUGUACUAUUUUAAAUGAAUAAUGACCUUAUGAAGUAUGCUUUCUAUAGACUGAAAUUAUAGGUAUAUCUGUUUUCACUAUAUGACAUUAAGAAAGCAUGAAAUGAACUAAAUGUUCAUUUUUUUUCUGUUUAGUUACUUGAUCAUGUUUUCAUGAUUUUAGGAAUUACUGCUUUGUUGAUAUUCAGAGUGUGAAACUAAAACUUUAUAGUUGUACUUUAAUUCUUGGCAUGUUGCCUCUGUGUCCCAUUUAAAAUAAAAUACAUUCUCAUUAACUUUAGAUGGGAAAUAAAGUUGUAUGUUGAUGGAUAAAUUUUGGCAUGAUGACUAUACUCUCUCAAUAAAGGCUGAAAAUGUUGUAUAA
Molecule: messenger RNA, 1270 nt
Organism: Callithrix jacchus (white-tufted-ear marmoset)
Lineage: Eukaryota; Metazoa; Chordata; Mammalia; Primates; Cebidae
Gene: C1D
Product: C1D nuclear receptor corepressor
Biological process (GO): regulation of gene expression; maturation of 5.8S rRNA
Cellular component (GO): exosome (RNase complex); nucleolus
Molecular function (GO): RNA binding; DNA binding
Source: RefSeq, a predicted model, not a curated record